Molecule: messenger RNA, 1140 nt
Organism: Lobosporangium transversale
Lineage: Eukaryota; Fungi; Mortierellomycota; Mortierellomycetes; Mortierellales; Mortierellaceae
Exons: 2
Coding region: 1-1140 (379 amino acids)
Biological process (GO): glycosaminoglycan metabolic process; carbohydrate metabolic process
Cellular component (GO): membrane
Molecular function (GO): beta-N-acetylhexosaminidase activity
Source: RefSeq, a predicted model, not a curated record
AUGGUCAUGAACAAACCAAGCCUCUCCUGCUGGGAUGCUGAUCCCCACUCCUUUCCUACUCCCUCGCACAUCCAAUUGCAACAAAAAGAAGGUUAUUGGAUAUCGGAUUUACCACUCAGCCACACUGCUCAGGAGGAUCUUUGUGUCAGUAGCUUGAUCUACACUAAUGACGACUAUCCAGAACUGAUCCAAUACAAUGCCAAUCAUGGGAGUUGUUUCGAUUUGGAAAUCAAUAUGCCAGAUCAUGCACGGUCAUGGCCUAGCACCUUCCCAAAAGUUAUUGCAUGUUCUGAUAGCUAUCCUGACUACAGUUGCUAUUACUCAAAAUCUCGAAGCGAGCAAUUGAGUCGGAGCCUUCUAUUGACCUAUGAAGUUAUUCAAAGGAACCAUGGCCAGGCGCUACAUCUUUUCAACGAACAGCAUCUUUAUUUUAAACUUGAUAAAGUCAGUAUCAAUUGCCGGGGUAGUGUUGAUCCCAUGAUCAAAUAUAUAAAGCGCAACAUCCCCAAAUCCAAGGAAAGGUAUGAAGGUACCUUGGACCAACUUGUCUCAAAGCAAGGUCAAAAGACAUUCCUUAACUGGGAAGAGGAGCCUCUGAUGAAUUGCGAUAAAGUUCAUCGCCCAGAGAAAAAGGAUAUAGUGGCUGAAGUCUUAACAAGCUCACAUGAUAUCAGGAUUGCUAAUGUAGUUGGUCGUUGUGAAGUUGGAGUUUGGCCCAGCAACUCAAUACCUGAUUCAUAUGAUAUCUGGCAAAGGAACGAUUGGUACAAUUUAGUUUUGGGACUCAGUCUGAACAAGGCGCAGCAGGUCAUCGGGAAUGAGGCGUUAGUGUCGGAAAAUGCUAAUUUUGAAUCAAACUUGUGGCCAUGCACAGCUACUGCGGCAAAGAUGCUUGAGAGUAGAAAGUCUAACAACAACUCAACAGUGGUGUGGAAUGUUCCUAAUCAAAUGCUUUGGAGCACCGAAAUCCUUGAGGGAAUCGACAGUGAUCGCGCCUCUUCAAGCUCUCUAAGAGCAUUAGUGCUAAGUCUUUACAACCAAUGUGGUAUUUACAACAUCCUGAACAGUGCAUCUGGCCCAAGCCUAUGGAGCGAUCACACUAGUAAUGAAUAUGGUACGCACAACGGUUGUUGUUUCUAA